This is a messenger RNA of Soboliphyme baturini, 207 nucleotides long. Lineage: Eukaryota; Metazoa; Nematoda; Enoplea; Dioctophymatida; Soboliphymatidae. The record is from the annotation of a GenBank genome assembly.
AUGGAAACCGUACGAGCCGAAGAAAUAGGCAUCUGUUAUUUCACCAGCGAUCGAACAAUGUCAUAUCCAUGCCAUGCUGAUGGCUUUCCUCCGUCGCCAGUUGACUCGUCUCCAGGGGAAAUCGGGUCAAACCCUGAGUUCUUUGUCAGACCUCAAAUGGACCUGUGUGCUGCUGUGUCCGGCCAGCCGCGGACAAAUCUUAGCUAA